AUGGACGCCGCGGGUGGGAGAGGGGCGCGGGCCAGGCGGGGGACGCGUUCCACAGCUCCGCGGAGCCGGGGCAGGGAGAAGGGCGCAGCCCGAAGUCCCUCGCGGGGCCGCGUCGCGGGUGAAGGCUCGAGCGCCACCGCGACCCUCCGGACACCGCGCACGGACGGAGCCCCGGCCCGGGGCGGCCGCUCGGCGCGGCGAGCCCCCGCUGCCCGGGAGCCGCCAGCGGGCGGAGCGGCUGGAGGCGCAGAGGCGCCCCCCGCCCCGCGGAGCAGGGCACCGGCCGCCAGAGUCCCCGCGGCCCCGGGGAGCGACGCGGCUGUGCCCGACGGGGCGGUCGCUGCCGCCGGCCGUCGCCCUCCGCCGGCGGCAGACGCCUUGCGGCUCCGGGAGGUGCUGUCGCGGCUCAGCCUGCUCCGCGAAGACGUGUCCGAGGCUUCGACACUGGUGAACGACGUGGUCCGGCAACUGGUCCAGGCCAUCCGCGACAAGGAGAGCUGCUUCAGCUCCAUGGAGCAGCAGAGCGCCGGCAGCUACUACGAGCGCGUCAAGAUAUCUGAACCAAAUGAGUUUGACAUCAUGCUUGUAAUCCCUAUAAAACAGAAUGCAAAUGGUUCUACAAGGCUUCAGCUGGAUGAGUCUGAUGAUACUGGAGCCUUUUAUUAUGUAUCAUUCAAAAGGAGUCCAAUAGAAAGGGGUUGGUUGAAGUUCUUAGAGGAAGAUGGAAAAUUAUCAGCCUCUAAAAUGAUUCAAGCACUAAGAGACAUUAUUAAACAGGAAGUAAGAAACAUUAGAAACAUUAGAGGUAUGGAAGUCACUGUGGCAAGGAAGAAGGCUGGAAGCCCUGCAAUAACUCUUCAGAUCAAAAAACCUCCAUUAGAAAUAUCAGUGGACAUCAUCUUGACUUUGAAGUCUCAGCAGAGCUGGCCCCCCAGCACACAGGCUGGCCUCAAAAUUGAACAGUGGCUGGGAACAAAAAAGAGGAGGGAUUUCAGAUUUACAUCAAUUUAUUUAGUAGCCAAGCAAAACAAAAGAGAAAAAGUUCUAACAGGUACCUCAAAUAUGGACAAUAGUAACACCUGGCGACUCUCCUUCUCACAUAUUGAAAAGGAUAUGAUAAAGAACCAUGGCAACUCAAAGACAUGCUGUGAAUCCAAUGGACCAAAGUGCUGUAGGAAAGGUUGUCUUAAGCUGCUGAAGUUUCUUCUAGAGCAACUUAAAAGGAAAUAUCCAAAAGAAUUGGAAAAAUUCUGUUCCUAUCAUGUCAAAACUGCUUUUCUCCACUCCUGUGUCAUGUGGCCAAAUGACACAGACUGGUACUUGGGAAACUUGGAUCAUUCCUUUCAGCAAUGUUUGGGAUUUUUUGUGGAUUGCCUGCAAAAGUCUCAGCUGACUCACUUUUUUAUUCCCCAAUACAACUUACUCAGCCAAGAAGAUAAGGCAAGACAUCAUUUCCUUUCAAGAAAAAUAAGUUAUGAAUUGAACAAUGGUUUCCCAGUAUUUCAUGAGAAUUAUUAAGAACACUGUUCACAACAGAUAUCUAAUCACGUUGACUUUACAUAUGUGAAACAAAAAACUCUGCAAUAUAAAUGACUCUUCAGUAGUCUGUACUACAAAACCCAAAACAAAAUAAAACGAAGACCACUAAGAGAAAAAUCUAUACUUCAGUCACACUGCUUAGCCAUGACCCUUAGAAGAAAUGUUUUAAGUAAUAUUUACCCUGCCUAUCCAAAUGUAGAUGUCGCCUGCAAAACAUCGUCAAGGUAUACUAAGAACAUAGAGAAGAAUUUGCAAUAGGUAAUUUCCCACAUGUAAUUUCUGUGUUUCUAAAUACAAAGGCAUCAAAGACUGCAUAAAGGAAAAACUGAUAAUUUUAUUUAAAAUUAGGAUCCACUGCAGAAUAUCCAAAAUACACUCCUACUUUCAAAAGAAAAAAAAAGUCCCUGGAGUUACUUUGACAUUAACCAGAAAAACUUCUCCAGAUUAUCCGGGUGGAUAUGAAGAUCUUUUGCAGAAGACAAUCACCAGCAAUAGUUACCAGAGAGAGAAUAUUGUACCUGAAUAAUAUGAAGUUGCUGAAGUAACUUAUCCUUUCUGAGUCUUAGAAUUACUUUAGAAAUCAGUCUUUUCAUUGGGCUUUAAAUAGGAAACAAUCAUUACCUAAUAUGCUGCAACAGAAUAAUGGUUUUCUGCCAAUGAGCAUUUAUUUGUAUGAUAAUCAUGUAGAAAGAAAUGCAUCUUUCAACCUGUAUCAAAGAAGAAGACUCUUGAUAUAAAAGGUUUCCAAAACCAAAAUGCAGCAUGAACUGGACACUCCUGAAACUGAAGUUCAUAUCAAUUUUUCUCAUAUCGAAGAAAUGUGUGUUAGGAAAAAAAUUUUUAAUAAUUCCUAUUACUAAAAUCAUGCAGGUGAGAAGUACACAGCAUUUGAGAACUGCUGUGCUGCAAAUAAAUACAUCUUUUGCUUCUACUUAUAGAAGCCAUGGGAAGUCCAUAUUUUUCACCUACUUUUUGAAGGCAAAAUAACCUAUUGGAUUGAAUAAUGCCCAGAUUUACCUCAAUUAUGAGCAAAUUAAGAGGAAAGAAUAUUGACAGAGUAAUUUUACUAAAAUAUUCUCAUUUUACUGAAUUUUGUUUAUUAGUUUUUAUUUAUUCAUAUGACACAUAAAUUAACACAAGUUCAGACCAAGCAUCAAAUGCAGGAAUGACUCCUUCCCAUAUAAAUUUCAAAGAGUAAAAAAAACCAACAUGCCCCAUUAUCACUGGGAGUCUGUGUGACAGAACCUGACAUCCAAAUGUAAAUUGUGAAUCAAUUUUAUCUGGAAGCAAUAAAAGCUGACCCUCAAAUGUAUUUUUUUUCCAUGACUUUGUUAACAUUGCUCUAGUAAAUUCUGGUUUCAUUCCUUAAGCAAGAAUAUUACAUCCACAAAAAUGAAAGUGGCUUUUCUUCCCCAGUUAGCCACAAACAAGUACUUCCUGUCAUGUUCUCCUCCAUUAUAGGAAAAUGCAGACCUCUCUCAAAAAAUCUUGAAACACAAGUCUUAACAAAAAUUACUACCAAUGUUAAGUUUUAAAAUAAGAAUAAAGAAAACUUGCUUUAGCAAACAUAAGGAACAGCAAACAGAGCAGUUUUCAUUAUCCUGAGAAAUCCUGCAUGCCAGCAACAUAUCAAGGCAAAGGUACAGCAUUUUGAAACUACAUUGACAAACAUUGUUUACAAUGAAUAAUCUGGUUCUCUGAAUAUAAAAGGAAAAGUUAUCUUUUACAUUCUUAUAUAGCAUUACUGCAUAUAACUAAAAAAAACCCAAACCAACCAACAAAGCCACAAUAUUUGUUUUUAACCAGUAGACAAUGGCUUUAGAAGUUUCGUACAUCACACAAGAAAAAAUUAUGUGAAAAUAAUUUGCAAAACCAGAUUUAUUCCUAUAUAAAGUUACUCCAGUUUUCUAAGACACUUUUGAGAAGUUUGUUUAAAUAGGACAGGUACAGAAAACAAUCAAACACAAAAUGAAACUAAUAAAUUCAAGCUCAUGGAAGCUAACACUAAUUAAAAUCACUUUCUCUGUUUCAGUAGCUUCAAGGGACUACACUUAUUUUGAGGGCUUUCUCCAAGGUCUUUGUAUAUCCUUUUCAUUUUCUUUUCUCAUUUGUGAUUGUUUGUAUCUUUCUGCCAUUGCCAUAAGCUCAUCAGGAACUACCUAUUAAGAAAGCAGGCAAAAAACCAAGGUGAAUUUUAAAUAAAUCCAAACUUUCAAACUGCUUUAUGAAAAUGCUAUUGAUUUGUGUGCUCCCAAACUUGAUUUCAUUAUUUAUCUGGCUCCUGUCACUUUGCAGAUUAUUUUCUGUAAAAAUGCAGAGAGAAAUCUUUUUACAUAAGAUUGCACUGAAAUACACUAAAAAAUAAU
Melospiza melodia melodia is the source of this 3905-nucleotide messenger RNA. RefSeq names its product cyclic GMP-AMP synthase (gene CGAS). Gene Ontology annotation, molecular function: 2',3'-cyclic GMP-AMP synthase activity; chromatin binding; double-stranded DNA binding. NCBI's taxonomy places the organism in Eukaryota, Metazoa, Chordata, Aves, Passeriformes, Passerellidae. Gene Ontology annotation, cellular component: nucleus; cytosol; site of double-strand break. Gene Ontology annotation, biological process: cellular response to exogenous dsRNA; activation of innate immune response; negative regulation of double-strand break repair via homologous recombination. The transcript is spliced from 5 exons. The record is from RefSeq and is a predicted model, not a curated record. Bases 1 to 1518 code for a protein of 505 amino acids.